Messenger RNA from Chenopodium quinoa (quinoa), 2405 nucleotides. Its product is annotated as acetyl-CoA-benzylalcohol acetyltransferase-like. The transcript is spliced from 2 exons. Bases 283 to 1713 code for a protein of 476 amino acids. NCBI's taxonomy places the organism in Eukaryota, Viridiplantae, Streptophyta, Magnoliopsida, Caryophyllales, Amaranthaceae. The record is from RefSeq and is a predicted model, not a curated record.
UUCAAUUUUACAGCGCAUUAAUUUUACAGAUGUUUAAUUUAAUAUAAACAUGGCUUAAUUAUUACAAUUAGCUUACUGUUUAUUAAUUAAAAGACAUAAAUUUCUUUGUUUAAUUAUAAUGUCAAUUUCUGAAAUUCAAGUGGUAUUCGUUGCUUUGGUUCUACUUCUACUAUAUUUCUAUAUAGUUAUUAUCUUAAAGAUGCUUUGGCCAUACACUUAAAAAAAAAAAAAAAAAAAAAAAAAAAAAAAAAAAAAAACCCUUUAUUUGUGUUAGUUCUUUGGAUGGCAAUGAAGACUAUGAACAUCAAACUUGUCUCUCAUGAAAUAAUCAAACCAUCAUGCCCAACUCCUAAUCAUCUUCGUUUAUUACAAGCCUCGUUGUUUGAUCACGUAAACUCGCCAACCCUUAUGCCUCUUAUCUUCUUCUUUAACUCCCAAAAAGCUAGUACCAAAAUUAGUACUAAUGAAGUCUUAUAUCGCCUCAAAGGAUCCCUACCCAACACACUAUCCAUGUUCUACCCACUUGCGGGGAGGAUGCAAGAUGCUAACUACUUCAUUUGCAACGACGAGGGUGUGCCCUAUGUACAUUCUACGGUGGACUUACUAAUGGAUGAUGUUGUUCAUAUGGCCGAGGUAUGUGAACUUGACAAAUUGUUACCAUCCUAUGGCCAAGAAGGCUUCUCCAACUUGUUGUUGGCCAUCCAAGUCAAUGUUUUUGCAUGUGGUGGGAUUGCCAUUGGGGUGAAGAUGAACCAUGUUGUAUCGGAUGCCUUUUCAUUAACGAUGUUUGUCAAAACAUGGGCAUCUAUUGCUAACAACAAUGGUAACUAUCAUCAUGCACUUCUUGGUUGCCCUAAUUUUGAGAUAUGUAAACUAUUUCCACCAUCAAAACCAAGGAAAGUAAAUGGCAUAGACGUAUUUGCCAACCAAGAUACUAGGCUGAUAAAGGAUAGGCCUAUGACCAAAUGGUUUAUGUUUCACAAAGGUAAGCUAAAUGCCCUUAAGUCAACAUUAUCGAGUUCCUCCACUAACUUGGUAUUAUCAGCUUUCAUUUGGAGUAGAAUCAAGGUAGCUUGUCAUAAAAGCGCAAAUGAUAUCCCUUAUCAAGUGUUCCAUUCAGUUAAUUUACGCCGUAAAUUAGCUCCACCUAAUGAUGAACAAUCUUACUAUUUUGGUAACAUCUUUGUUAAUGCCGUAGUCAAGUUAUCUAUGAUACAAGUGCUCAAUGAUGAUAAGAUCAAUGAUAAUAACAUAUCAAAUUGUCAACGCGACUUCUUAAACCAAAUGAACGAGUCCAUAGGAAAAGUAAUAAACAAUGAUAAGUUCAUAAGAGAGAUGCAAGAUGGCAAAGAGGACUUGAAGUUUAUAACACAGCACUUCGAAAGGGUGAGCAAAGGAGACAUCGUUGCACUCGGGUUCAGCAAUUUACGGAGCUUGCGGGUCUAUGAAGCUGAUUUUGGUUGGGGGAUGCCAAUUUGGGUUACAUCGGCAACACUAAUGUUCAAGAAUUUGGUCAUAUUAAUCCCUGCUGGUCCAUCGUCCAAUAAUAUUGUAGCUUAUAUCAACUUAAGUAGCGAGGAUAUGGCAAAACUCGAAAAUGAUAAAGAAUUUAUCGCGGUCGUGUCUAAGGCACCUCAUGCUACCACCGAGCUCUAUCAGUCUACCAACGCGAUUUCAUUUUUUUUUAUGGUCAUUUUUUCACAUGCUGUCUAGUUAAUUACUUAAUUAAGCUAUCAAAAAUUAAUUUAUUGUAUUAUAGUUGUAAGCGAGAUAAUUUCAACUACGAUUGUUUUUGCAACCUCAUGUAAAUGUCAACUAUCUUUCAAAUUAAUAAAAAUAUAAAGCCUUUCUGUUUAUAUAUUGAAAAAGCCAGCUAAAAACAAGUAUCUUCGAUGAUUUAAAAAGCAAUGUGUAAUGCUUACAUUAUUGGUUAAGGCAUACAUCAAACAGCAAAACUGAAAAAAAAAAAGGCCGUCCCUAAUCAUCAUAUAAGAUUAAUUAUAAGUUUGUAAAGAAACACAAUCUAUUACUGUACAAUAUUUGCUUACUUUCUAAUAUCCACAAAAAAAAAACAAAAAAAAAGGUAUAAAUAAUUCAAAGUAUAUAUAAUAAAUUCAAUCUAUUGUUGAAUUUGAUCUGAUAUGUGCUGUUUUGCUUACUCUCUAAUAUCCAAAACAAAGUAUAUAUAAUAAAAUAGUGGAUGUUAUUAUUUUAUUUGUUAAUAUUUUAAUAAUUGUUGAAUUUGAUUUAAUGUGUAGUUUUAUAAUACAACACACUAUGGUGCCACUUGUAAAAAAAUAAAAAAUAAAAAAUAAAAAAAUUAACCAAUGUUAUUUCUGUUUGGCUGGUCACAUCAUGUGGUCAGGGUUACUUAUUCAAGGGUUACUCAUUCAGUUAUGGGUUGC